Messenger RNA from Tilletiopsis washingtonensis, 1385 nucleotides. Its product is annotated as alpha/beta-hydrolase. Bases 40 to 1335 code for a protein of 431 amino acids. Gene Ontology annotation, biological process: epoxide metabolic process. The transcript has 13 exons. Lineage: Eukaryota; Fungi; Basidiomycota; Exobasidiomycetes; Entylomatales. The record is from RefSeq and is a predicted model, not a curated record. Gene Ontology annotation, molecular function: epoxide hydrolase activity.
UGCACCUCUCUCCAUCACCCCUCGCUACCCCUAGCAAAGAUGGCCACUCUCAAGCCGAUCCGCUUCGAGUUCCCCGACGCCACGCUGGAGCGUCUGGCGCGCCGGCUGGACGACGCCCACCUGCCCGACACGCCCAUCGUGCCCGACGCCGGCUGGAAGUACGGCACGGAGCUCGGCAAGCUCAAGCAGAUUCUUGCCGACUGGAAGAGCGGUGCGCCGGCGCGCUCGGACGGCUCGCACGCCGAGGGUGGAGGCGUGCAGAAGUGGUGGAAGGGCGUGGAGAAGCGCAUCAACCGGCACCCCCACUUCCUCGUCGAGAUCGAGGGCAUCUCUGUGCACUACCAGAUCGCCAAGUCGAAGGAUCCGGACGCGGUGCCGCUCAUCUUCAGCCACGGCUGGCCUGGCUCCUUCUUCGAGGCCGACCUCAUUCUCGACCGCCUCUCGGCACAGUCCGACAAGGGCACGUCCUUCCACGUCGUCGUGCCCUCGCUGCCCGGCUACGGCCUCUCCGGCCCGCCGCCGCGCCAGGGCUGGACGCUUCAGGACACGGCGCGAGUCUUUGACACGCUCAUGACUGAGGUGCUGGGCUACAAGUCGUAUGCUGCUCAGGGCGGCGACUGGGGCUAUGCUGUGACGCGCUUCCUGGCCAACCACCCGGGCUGCAAGGCGUACCACACCAACUUCAUCGUGCCCAACCCGCCGAUGUACGCCUCGGCCAUCAUCGCUGCCGAGAAGGUCGGCGCCAAGGGUCUGGCGGCGCGCACUAUGCCCUGGCUGUUCUCCGACUUCGAGACGGGCCUCGUCAAGCGCGGCCUGGACUACCUCGACCAGGGCUUCGGCUACUAUUCGAUCCAGAGCACGAAGCCCGCGUCGCUUGGCUACGGCAUGCACGACUCGCCGGUGGCGGUACUCAGCUGGUUCCUGGACAAAUUCCAAGGCUGGAGCGACCCGGGCGCUCCUGCGUUCGCACCGAAGAGCAAAGCCGACAGCAGCAGCGGCAUCAACGAUGAGAAUCUCCUAAUCAACGUGACGCUUUACUGGCUGUCCGGCACGAUCCACACCUCCUUCCUACCGUACAAGGAGAUGGGCGGCCUGAUGUACCAGCUCGGCACCGACCGCAAGCUCACUGCGCCUGCGCGUGACAAGCCGUACGGACACUCGGGCUUCCCGUACGAGCUCGCCGGCUCGCCAAAGGCGUGGAUCCCGCGCUGCGGCCUCAAUCUCGUCUUCUACCGCACGCACGAGAAGGGAGGACACUUUGCUGCGCUCGACAACCCGGAGGCGCUCGCAGAUGACGUGCGCGACUUCUUCACCGAGUCGUUCCCGAGAGCAUGAAGCGAAGACAUGCAGGGUGUCAUUGGAAUAUCAGCUGAUGUUGAGACAGG